UAAAUAAAUCAAAUAUAAAAUAAAUAUCUUGCAAAAUUCAAAAGCGCCACCAUCUCAAAGAAUUCGAACGAACCAAGUGCAUAUCAACAAAAACCAGAAUUUAGUGAAUCGAUCGUUCCGAAUUACCGGAGUGUCAGUGAAACCUUUGACAGGUCAAUUAAAACCUGGAAAUAUUCUUCCAUGUGCUCCAAAAUCCAGAAAAACCGGUAGAAACCCCUGAAUAAUGUCAAGAAAUUUAGACCUGUCAACUUUAUUCAGCGCCUGACAUCUCUGACGUGGAAAAACAUGGCAACGUGACAACAAAAUGGCGAAAGUGUGUCCGCAGACGUCAAGGACGACAGUCACCUUCAAUAGUUGAGAACUGAAAAAUCAUUCCAGUCUUUUGAAAAUCAAUCAAUAUCGAAGUGCCAGCUAGUCAAUAGUCAAUGAAAUAAGUGUGAAUUGAUAAAUCAAUGCUGAGAUGAAUCUUUGCGUCAUUUAUGGCGCCGCUGGGAAACUACGCGGUAGGAAAACGCAGUACGCCCAUCACGGGCUCUGCACCCCAAAUUACUGAUGAUCAAUGGCUUUAUUCGAGAAAAAAUACACGAAUAAAGUGUUGCUAGAUGAUACAGAGAAGCUGACAUGUGUCAUCGAAAAUGCUAGGACUAUUAACGGUCACACGGAAUAUGUGAUUAGGACACAGCGGGGUCCACUGCCUGAGAGAUCUUGGCGUGUUAGCAGACGGUACAAUGAAUUCGUUCAACUCAAUACAGCUUUAUCCCUGUCAGGGAUUGAGUUACCAUUGCCCCCUAAGAGAAUUAUUGGUAAUAUGGAUACUGACUUCAUAGCUCAGCGACAAAUUGGAUUGCAGAAUUAUUUAAAUACGGUACUAAUGAAUCCCAUAUUGGCAUCGUCGCUGCCAAUGAAACAUUUUCUCGAUCCCAACAACUACACGGCACCUCUGCACGAGAUAGCACUGCAACAGGUGUCCCUGGCACUCCGCAGCGAUGCAAAUUUCGAGAUUGGCAAACCGAUUGUGGAUAUGGGCUGGCGGUUGAGAAAGCACUAUUACACAGUAAAGAACCGUCAGAACCCGAAGCAAGAGCUCUUAUUAGCAUGGGUGGAGUUUGGACCAGACAAGCAUCUCCAAGACAAAGACAUGCAGGGUGUGUUUAAGAGUCUGGGGACUCUGAAGCAUGCAAACAUUGAAGGAAUUGUCCAUCAGCACGUGACAGACACAGGAGCCCUCACCAUAAGAAAUUUCCACCCCAAUGGCACCUUGAGGGACAUUUUAUGCAACACAAAACCAAAGCAACCGUUCAUCAAGAAGUACGGAAAUCCGAAACAACCAAAACCGCUGACCUCUUCGGAAAUAGCAACGUAUUCUUAUCAAAUAUUAGAGGCACUCAGUUAUUUACAUGAAAAGGGACUUCCUUAUGGACAUCUGCACACUGGAAAUGUUCUCAUCACUCCAACAGGCGCUAAAUUACUUGACAUCGAAAAUGGACUCCUUGGCCUGCCGACUUUCUACAGACCCUAUGUCGUUCAGAGGAGGAAACUCCACGCGACGACACAAGUAGACGUUUAUGCACUUGGUCAUGUGCUAUACGAGAUGGCAUUUGGCAGACCUCUGCUGGAAGCCACGUGCACAGAUCUGCCACACUGUGAUGUCCAUCUGAAGAACCUUCUGGAGGUGAUACUUUCGCCUGAAGCCUUGAAACAGGAUCUUCCCACGUUUUCAAGACUCCUGGAGCAUCCCUUCUUCGACAGCUCGAGGCGGGGAGGGAGCGCCGGUUGUUCUGUUGAAAAACCCCAUUUCAAGUUGAGUAGUCAUUUGAAGGAGGCACUCUUGGCUGCUGCCAAUAAGGCUGAACAGAGACUGAGGGACGAGCAGAAGGUGGCCAGGCAUCAGAAGAGACUCGUCAAGGUUCAGGAGAUGAUGACCUCCGAUGAAGAGAUGAAGAAACGAAAGCAUAAGUUGAAAAAAGAGCAGAAAUUAGCCCAAGAACAAAAAUCCUCGAGCCACCUGGGAAGUAAUGGAGUCAAACAGAUCAAUGGGAAAAGUCCGGAAAGAUCUGAUAGUCCUACUAGCACGUCCACCACGACCAGUGUCGGAACCUUGACACCUCCAUCGCACGGUUCUAACGAGCACCAAAAUCAAGGCCAUUCUUUGAGGAACAGCAAUAACACAAAUAACAACGUGAAACCUCCACCUCCACCAAUGCCAGUGCCAUCAGAGCAAUCAAAAAGUCAAUCCACAGCACCUGCGGUUGCAAAUGACAGAACUGCACUGCUCGGCAGUAUAUGUAAUUUCAAUAAAUCAAGUCUCCGCAAAGUCAUCAAUGGAGAUAAUUGAAGAUUGAUAAUCUGGAUCUAAAAGUAAUCUCAAAAUACAAAUCGAUGAUUUACUUGAAUUUGUCAGUGGAGUAGUAGAAAGGGGUGAGUACAAAAAUAUGGAACAGCUUUUUCUGCGAAUAUCUCGGAAAAUCUCCGAAAAGAUUAUUUUUUGAUCAUUGAACUAAAUAAAAAUUAAUAGCUUCAAAUCGUAUUGAGAUCGUUGAGAAAUUUCGAAAAUUCUUUGGGUGAAUUAGUAAAGCCUCAAUGAAAUUCUUCUGCUCUGGAACGUUUGCAAGAAUCUGUGAAUCAUUUCUGAAUCCAUCUCUUUCCGGUAUCUUCCACCAGAAAUAAUCGUCUGGGGGUGAAAAUACAGUGGCCUAGACGUAGCCUACGUCUUUAGUUUCCAUUCCAAAAAAAAAAAACAUAAAAAGCGAUAGCUACCUAAGAGUAUUAUCCCCAAUGUUAACUUUCCAAAAUCAUGUGCUAGUUGAUAAUUGAACUGAAUCCUUGAACAUCAGGAAUUCAAUUAUUUCGCCGAAAUGAAUUGAAAUUAUCUCCGCUUGUCUUCUUACUUUGUACCUUUU
This is a messenger RNA of Fopius arisanus, 2900 nucleotides long. Its product is annotated as PX domain-containing protein kinase-like protein. NCBI's taxonomy places the organism in Eukaryota, Metazoa, Arthropoda, Insecta, Hymenoptera, Braconidae. Gene Ontology annotation, molecular function: protein kinase activity; ATP binding; phosphatidylinositol binding. Bases 560 to 2335 code for a protein of 591 amino acids. The record is from RefSeq and is a predicted model, not a curated record. Gene Ontology annotation, biological process: negative regulation of monoatomic ion transport; negative regulation of ATP-dependent activity; protein phosphorylation. The transcript has 6 exons. Gene Ontology annotation, cellular component: plasma membrane.